This is a messenger RNA of Aspergillus nidulans FGSC A4, 1081 nucleotides long. RefSeq lists its product as uncharacterized. The transcript has a single exon. The record is from RefSeq and is a predicted model, not a curated record. Lineage: Eukaryota; Fungi; Ascomycota; Eurotiomycetes; Eurotiales; Aspergillaceae. Bases 179 to 1081 code for a protein of 300 amino acids.
GGCGAUUUCACCCCCCUCCUUUAUAAUAGGCUUUGCGGGAUUAAUUCCUUCGGUCUCUCUGAUAAUUCCUGUUUUCGCUUCUCUCCUACCUAUAAUCCAUCAGAUCCAUUACCUGGAUUGUCGCCGAUUCAACCGCUACUGUCACUUCUCAAGUCCAACAUCGCCUGUUUCUCUCACAAUGCACAAACCAUCCCUAGCUCAAAUCGUACAUCGAGCUACCUUUCCGCGCCAGCGCACCAGCGACCCAGCAACAUUUGCCGCGCAUAUCGCUCUCAACCUGGUUCCAGAGGUUCGCAUCGAAACAUCAACCUUCUACGGAUCGCUAGACAGCGUGGAAGCCCAAUAUCCCGGACUGGAUUAUUCAUACGGCCCCCAUCGCAUGAGGUUAAGCCGAUUUCCUUGGCAUCGCAAGCUAUUCAGGGUAUUUGAUGAGCUUGGGUUGACCGAAGCUGAAAUCAGUUCCCUAUGUCGUUGGGAAGGGACUAAAUCGGCCCGCCAGCGGUACGAGAAAGAGGAAGGUGUGAAGGUCCGCGAUACCACCGCCGAUGCGAUCCGACCUGCGUCACCUUGCCCGCGUCCUUCUGUCACAGUACAUGUCGAAGACGGCCCCGAACCGAUUCGCGAAACAGAAGUCAAGACCACGACAUACGAGGAGACAGAAGUCCAAAACGAGGCAGUAAACGACCGGGGUAUUGACUGUGUGUUGCCAGCGGAGGAGACUGAGGAGUCCAGCGAGGAGGAGAUGGAAAGCUGCGGGGUGGAACUACACCAUCGUCUUCUUGCCGCAACGGCUGCACGAGAACGGGGUGCUAAUGUGCCAUUGGAUGAAGAUUGGGAGCAGUGGCUCAAGGAAGCCGGGGAGCGUGGUAGUUACACGGAUGUCUUAAACGCAAUUCGAAGAGGCCAGCCGUUGAAUUAUCUGUACGACCUCCCGGCCUCGAUUUCUCAAGCAGGCAGAUCCUCGAUUCCGCAAUCCGUGUCGCUAUCGGAGCCAUUGGAUCUGCUAACCUCUUCUCGUUUGUUUUCAACGAGCAAUGAUAUUCGGCCUCCGCCUCAUUCGCCUGCAAGGACGGCGCGAUAG